Echinococcus granulosus is the source of this 426-nucleotide messenger RNA. RefSeq lists its product as hypothetical. Bases 1 to 426 code for a protein of 141 amino acids. The transcript has 3 exons. Lineage: Eukaryota; Metazoa; Platyhelminthes; Cestoda; Cyclophyllidea; Taeniidae. The record is from RefSeq and is a predicted model, not a curated record.
AUGUUUCUUCCUCGUGUAGGUGGUGAACUCAACUUAUUUUCGAUCCCUCUUACUUGGAAUUCAGAUCGGAAAAAAUUUACUCAAACCAAAUUUGUAUUUGAAGUUAGUUCACUGUCACUAACACAAUUUCUUUUUAAUUCUCAAAGGCAAUCAUGGCAACAGAUAAUCUCAUCACGCGCCAUCUCAUCAUCUCAAUUGAUUUCACCCAAGACAGAUCUUAUGAAAGCACACUUGAAACUAAUAGUCCCAAAGGGUCCCUUCCUUAUCGUGGACAGUUUCAACUCACCAGUGUUGGAGUAUUCCAAAAGUGACAACUUCAUAUGUCGAUUAAAUGGCGACAGAGCUUCCCGAAUUCACUACAUUAUCAAAUUUGUUUUGUGUCUUUGUCCAGCUUUAGAAGGAACGAUUAAAUUCUUAGCUUUAUAA